Molecule: messenger RNA, 3742 nt
Organism: Anguilla anguilla (European eel)
Lineage: Eukaryota; Metazoa; Chordata; Actinopteri; Anguilliformes; Anguillidae
Product: zinc finger protein 503-like
Exons: 2
Coding region: 1534-3240 (568 amino acids)
Biological process (GO): negative regulation of DNA-templated transcription
Cellular component (GO): nucleus
Source: RefSeq, a predicted model, not a curated record
AUAAUAAUAAUAAUAAAUCGUUAUUUAAAAGUAUUGACCUUCGGCUGGUUAAUGAACUGGAUUUUUAAAAUUACAAAUACAAGCACUUAUAUGGACGAGAGAGAAAAGCAGCCGGCCGACCCCGGCGUUAUGUUCUACUUCCAGCUCCAAGUUAUGCAAACUGAACGGACUACGAGCAUUAUUUCUUCCCCCUCUAAUUAAGUGGCCCUUUUCAGAAGUGCCAUCAUUCUCCCCCUCUCUCUCUCUCCCCUCGCAGUCACACCAGACUUGUAAUCAGCAACAAAAGCUGACAUAAAUCAAGGACAGAUUGACAGCAACUGACAAAUAACUGAUUGAUUGCGGUCGAGUAGAAUUGACAGUUGACGGAGAGGUAUAGAUGGAAAUAGAAGAGAGGUGUAUAUUAUGCUGAAAGCAUGUGACAUUCACGUCCCUCCAUCUCCGCAUUGGCCCUCUCCUGACAACGCAUGUCUGAUUGGGGAAUUUAAAUUCCACACCAAGUUGAUCUUCUGUUUGCCGUUACAUCAGAAAAUGUAGGCUACUGUAGGCCUACCUCUAGUCUAAGAAACGUACUGGCAGGCCGAAAACUGCAAGACAAAAAAUAACAAAUAAAAAAAUAAAAUUAAAAAAAACUUUGAAUUGACAACAUUGGUGUUUUUGUUUAAAUAAUAAAUGUACAUGUUGCGCUUGUAUGUGAAAUUCACAUUUAGGCCGUUACAUUUUAAUACAAUUUUUCAUUUCAGCCAUUUGAAAUUUAGAGGCUCCUUAUAAUGGACAAACAAGGCUACGGGGACACGUGAUGGCAGCAAUAAUUAGUAAGAGAACGUUCAAAUUCACCUUCCCAUUUUCUUAUAGACACAAUCUAUAUUACUUUAAAUUUUAAAAAAUGUUCCAUGUUUACUAGUCAAACAUCUCCGUUCACUAUUCACAAUUAGCAAGUAAAAGAACGAUACAUAGCAAUGUUGUAAAUCUCAAUACAUAUUUAAAUAAAGGCCUGCUCGUAUUUACAUGUAAAAUAUACAAGACAAAUAAUGUUAUUCGUUUGUCGCCAUUCAAAUACAUCAUUGUAGUGAAAACGUGCAUAAGAACCAAAACAUUAAGUUAAAUCUCCUCCCCCCAGCUGGAAAAAUAGAAGCGCACACAAAUGGAGAACGUCACAUCCCCUUGACCCUCCAAUCACCUCGGGGUCCCAUUUGAUUGGAAGGCGGCAAAGGCUUUUAUCUCAGACUAAUUCAGCUGCUUUUGAAGUGAGUUUUUCUAGCAGAUCUCGUGUUGGGCGGACUAGCGCACGGACCUGCUGGAAGACGCGCAGCGAUCUGAAACCUACGAUGCAGACACAGCGUCAGAUCUGCGAUAGCCGCGCAUUCUGCUCCGACCAGCGUCUCUGAUCGCACGGAUUUUACAGAAACUGCUCAUUUUUUGUGGGGGACUUAUUUUAAUGCUACAUUUCUAAAGGAGACGCCCUUUCACUGUUUUUCUUUUUAAUUUUUAGUUUCAGAUAAAUGCAUUUCCUUCCAUUGCAGUGAGAAUUGGGUCAUGAUCACAUCGCCCUCGGUCUCUGCUCUGAGAAAUAGUAUUACUAAUCAAGUCUGGGAAAGCAGUAGUUGUGGGAAGAACAGCUCCGCGAACGUAAAUAAACCUUUUCUUCACUCCGUUCCUCCUUCGGACCCUCUACGGCAAGCUAACCGUCUGCCCAUCAAGAUUCUGAAAAUGCUGACAGCACGGGCAGGGCACAUUUUGCACCCAGAAUACCUCCAGCCCUUGCCAUCGACACCGAUUAGUCCGAUUGAGCUAGAUGCCAAGAAAAGUCCGUUGGCCCUUUUGGCACAAACGUGCUCUCAGAUCGGGAAGCCGGAUCCCCCUCCCUCUUCAAAGCUGUCCUCUGUCACAAAUGGAUCUACUGACAAAGAUUCCAAAUCCGGUCCGUUGAAAAUGAGUGACAUCGGAGCCGAAGACAAAUCUAGCUUCAAACCUUACUCAAAAUCGUCUGAAAAGAAGGACUCGUCGUCCGGGGUUUCUAGUGGAGAUAAAUCUGGUUUCCGUGUACCUAGCGCCACCUGUCAGCCGUUUACUCCAAGGACAGGCAGCCCGAAUUCCUGCACUUCAGCGUCUCCGCUCCCGACAGAGGGCAAAUCAGGAGACAGGGAGGAAAAGAAAGAAUCUGAUAGUAAUAAGAAUAUCACAACGGAGGGGCCUGGAACCACUAGUGUCGGUCACAACAGGAUUAGCGUAAACUGUGCUGGAAUUAACGUGGAGGUCAACCACCACCAGGAAACAACACCUGGAUCAAAAGCUGUAACGUCAGACUCUUCAUCUGUAUCUUCAGCUUCCUCCGUUCUGGGAUCAGGGCUUGUCGCACCCGUUUCCCCAUACAAACCCGGUCAAACUGUUUUUCCUCUACCACCUGCCGGCAUGUCAUACCCUGGGUCCUUAGCGGGGGCCUAUGCUGGCUAUCCUCAACAUUUUCUGCCGCACGGAGUGACUUUAGACCCGACUAAACCGAGCAGUCAUUUACUUAAUGCGCAGUUUGCGAGUUCACUGGGCUGCAGUAAAGCAGGAUCGAGCCCUUUAGCGGGAGCGUCGCCGCCAUCGAUAAUGUCCGCCAGCCUGUGCAGAGACCCCUACUGCCUGAGUUACCACUGCGCGAGCCACUUGGCCGGGGCGGCCAGUGCCUCGUGCUCGCACGAGUCAGCCGCUGCCGCGGCCGCCUCCGCACUCAAGUCUGGAUACCCUCUCAUGUACCCGACGCACCCGUUACACGGCGUUCACUCCUCUCCGCCAUCUUUCGCAGGACACCCUCUGUACCCCUACGGCUUCGUGCUCCCCAACGAUCCCCUACCGCACGUCUGUAACUGGGUGUCGGCGAACGGACCUUGCGACAAGCGUUUUUCUUCGUCGGAGGAACUUCUCAACCACUUGCGGACCCACACUGCCUUCACUGGGACGGAGAAAUUGAUAUCAGGAUACCCUAGCUCGUCGUCAUUAGCUAGCGCUGCCGCGGCGGCCAUGGCGUGCCACAUGCACAUGCCCCCAGCAGGAGCUCCUGGCAGCCCCGGGACUUUGGCACUGAGGAACCCGCAUCACGCCCUGGGACUAAGCGGCCGCUACCAUCCGUACUCAAAAAGCCCUUUGCCAACCCCGGGCGCCCCGGUCCCGGUACCUGCGGCCACCGGUCCAUAUUACUCUCCAUAUGCAUUGUACGGUCAGAGACUUACUACAGCGUCCGCGCUUGGAUAUCAGUAAAAACUAAUGUUUAAAAAAAGUAAAACGUAAAAAAAAAAAAAAAAAAAACAAGACUUUUAUACUGACUGUCCACUUCAGGACUGGAUCCGUGGACCCGUUGUAUUUAUUUAUGGUAGCUUCAAGCGGGACAAUAAUAAAAUAAUAAUAAUUAAAAAAAACUGAAAGAGAAACUCAAAAGUGCAUUACUUUAAAAUGAACUCUAUAGGAAAAGUGAAACGCCAAUGGUAGACAACGACUGAAAAUAGGGUUUUUUUUUUGUUUUGUUUUUUGUUUUGUUUUUUUUUUUCAUUUCGACGUUUAUUUGAAAUUGCUAUGAUUGUACCGUAUGUUCUUAUUUAAUGUCUCAUUGAGAAGAAAAUAAUUUACAUGCAUGUUUGUUACUAAAAUCCCAACUUGUCCUUAUAAUUUUAAAUUGCAAUUAUUUUUAAGGUGUAUACCAUGAAAAGAGAGUGGUAUUUUUUGUAUGUAUUCUGGAAAAAUAAGAAACCGUUCUAUUCCAACA